Messenger RNA from Argentina anserina (silverweed cinquefoil), 929 nucleotides. RefSeq names its product tropinone reductase homolog. The transcript is spliced from 4 exons. The record is from RefSeq and is a predicted model, not a curated record. NCBI's taxonomy places the organism in Eukaryota, Viridiplantae, Streptophyta, Magnoliopsida, Rosales, Rosaceae. Bases 87 to 869 code for a protein of 260 amino acids. Gene Ontology annotation, molecular function: oxidoreductase activity.
ACUCGAGAAGUACGCAGCUAGCUUAAUUUGUUGCCCCAAUACUUAACUUCCAGCACGUACUACAAAAUACAGAGGCAAACAGAUCAAUGGCAGGUUUCAACAGCCAAAGAUGGUCUCUGAAGGGUAUGACCGCCCUCGUCACUGGUGGAACGAAAGGCAUUGGAUAUGCCAUUGUUGAAGAGCUUGCCGGACUAGGGGCGACGGUGCAUACAUGCGCUCGUAAUCAAGAACAGAUCAAUGAGAGGGUUCGAGAAUGGACGAACAAAGGUUUUAAAGUGAGCGGCUCAGUUUGUGACCUCACAUCUAAGUCUCAAAGAGAGGAGCUCAUGAGAACUGUGUCCUCUAAGUUUGACGGCAAACUUAACAUCCUUGUAAACAAUGCAGCAACAGUCACGCUAAGAAGUACCACAGAUUAUGCUCUGGAAGACUUGUCAAGUAUGAUGAGUACAAAUGUUGAAUCCCCCUACCAUCUUUGUCAAAUUGCAUAUCAUCUCCUCAAGGCCUCUGGAAAUAGCAGUAUUGUUUUCGUUGCCUCCAUUGCUGGCUUAAAAGCUCUACCUAGACUAUCUGCCUAUGCUGCAACGAAGAGUGCCGUCAUUCAGAUUUCAAAGAACUUGGCCUGUGAAUGGGCUAAAGACGGAAUUCGAACAAACACUGUAGCACCUUGGGCUGUUAACACCGGAGUUAAAGUUGAAAACGAUGACCACUCUGACGACUUCAGAAGGCUAAUAGGUCGAACGCCCAUCCGUCGUGUUGCGGAACCUAAUGAAAUCUCAUCCAUCGUCACUUUUCUAUGCCUUCCUGCUGCUUCUUAUAUCAAUGGACAAGUUGUUUGUGUUGAUGGAGGAUUUACCGUCAGCGGUUUCUAGGAAACUCCUUGUGGGAUCGAUUGCCAGUGAAUCCCUAGCUCCAUUUUCUGUAACAGUAAU